Messenger RNA from Fraxinus pennsylvanica, 1035 nucleotides. The record is from the annotation of a GenBank genome assembly. Lineage: Eukaryota; Viridiplantae; Streptophyta; Magnoliopsida; Lamiales; Oleaceae.
AUGUCAAUAGAAAACAUUAUGUUAUGGCCGGUGAAACAAACGGAGCACAGAAUUAUUACCAAAAAACUCGUUAAAACCUCGAAUCUAAACCCCAAAAACCCCUCCCAAAACCCGCAGAAAUCUAAUGUUCACAGAACUGUUCGGGUAACGGUAACUGACCCGGAUGCAACAGACUCCUCCGGGGAUGAAAACGAAGAUGAGAUUUUCAGAAGGCAGCGUGUUAAGAAAUACAUUCAAGAAAUCAGUAUUGAAAAAGCUAGCAAGACCCUUGUCAAUGGCACAAUCAGUAAGCUUCAGGUCAAGGAGAAGACAAUGAAGGUGAAGGCGGCGGAGCAGAAGGCCCCGAGUGGUGGUUCGCGGAAGUUCAGGGGCGUCCGGCAGCGGCCGUGGGGUAAAUGGGCAGCCGAGAUAAGAGACCCGACGCGAAAAGUCCGGCUUUGGUUGGGAACUUACGAAACUGCAGAAGAAGCUGCUAUGGUGUAUGACAAUGCUGCUAUUAAGCUCCGGGGACCGGAUGCUUUAACAAAUUUCACAAAUCCAGCGGCCGUGGAGAAUAAUGUAACGUCAGUUUCCGGCUACGAGUCCGAUAAAGAGUUGCAUAAUGUUUCUUCUCCGACCUCCGUUCUCCGGUUCUCUAGUACUCAAUCUAGUGAACCAUCUGGCUCUGGUGAGGUCCCAGUUCUUGAUUCCAUGGAUGUAAAGAACCAACAAAGUUACGAAUCCGGAUCCUGCCGUGACCCGGUUCAGGACCGGGAAGAAUUUCAUGGGGAAACAAGUAUAAUACCAGACAGUUCAAACGAUUGUUUGCACAUGGACACUCGAUUCUUGGAUGAUUUCUUCAAUUUCCCAACUCCAGACCAGACAUUGUUCGACUUUUCCGAUGAUUUCGGAAAUGUUAAUGAAAUUCCGGCUUGUGAUGACAACAGCUUUGAAUUCAUUAAUUUUGGGGAUAUUAACGAUUCAUUCCAAGAAGUUGAUGAUUACUUCAACGAUUUGGGCGAUUUGGCUUUUGCCGAUGAGAUAAUGGCACUAUGA